Messenger RNA from Cygnus olor (mute swan), 8589 nucleotides. RefSeq names its product phospholipase C epsilon 1 (gene PLCE1). Bases 583 to 7545 code for a protein of 2320 amino acids. NCBI's taxonomy places the organism in Eukaryota, Metazoa, Chordata, Aves, Anseriformes, Anatidae. The record is from RefSeq and is a predicted model, not a curated record. Gene Ontology annotation, molecular function: phosphatidylinositol-4,5-bisphosphate phospholipase C activity; guanyl-nucleotide exchange factor activity. Gene Ontology annotation, biological process: lipid metabolic process; small GTPase-mediated signal transduction; phosphatidylinositol-mediated signaling. The transcript has 35 exons.
UCCCGCCGAGGCAGGCGCUGGGCUCGCUCCGCCGCCACGGGCAGCGGCGGCUGUGGAGCUGCGGGGGCGGCCCCGUCCCGCAGAGCCCGCCGCUGGCCCCGGGAGGAGGAGGAGGAGGAGGAGGAGGAGAUAAAGAAGAUGAAGAUGCCGGGGGCACGCUGAAAGAAGACCUCAACUUCUUGAAUGUCCCACGGGGGGAUGCAUCUCUGGAAUGGAUUAUGUGUUUGGUCUUUUUCUGCAACCAGAGGCAACAAUGUAUGUGCAACGUAAGGUAGAAGAAUUAAUUUUAGGAAGAGACGAGUCUAAAGGCUACAUCACAUUAAGAAGCUGUUUUUAAAAAUGUUUGCAUUUCGUGCCAGUAAUCCACAACUGGAAAAGACUGGUAGUCCAGUAGUUAAAACAACAACAACAACUUGUUACUUUUUUUCCCGAAUUCAAAAAGAACAAGUAGUCAGUUAGUAUUUUACCAUGUGUUUCUUGAUUAUUUAGCACUGAAAUUUUUAUUACACUGAAAUCGUGGUGUGAGGAUUGCUAGACACUCCCCUCCCCAACACACAUCCAGCAACUAAAGACUGUGGCAAGAUGACCUCUGAGGAAAUGACAGCUUCUGUUCUCGUCUCUGUGGUACAGGGUAAAGUGAUACCUGCUCAGUCAGCUGGAGAUGAAAAUACUGAAAAUGCUUUGGACACCAGUGUUAUAAAAAGACAUACUGCCAGUCCAGGAAGGCAAACCACACGCACGCUCUCAUACUUACACAGACUGGAAGGAGAAAGUCUUCGGGGCUCAGUGCCCAAAAUAUUCACUCUGGCAAAUGAACAAAUGACUGAUGACAAUAGUAAUGAAAACUUCUGGGAGAGAAACAGCUCCAUCCCUGAUUCAGUGGAAUUUCUUAACAUUAACUGUAACAUUGUACAGAAAAACUACAAGAGCAAUAUCCCAUGCAGCCAGAUGUAUAAAUCUUGUGGCACAUUAUCAGGGGGAGAGGCAUGCCUAGAAACUGGAAUUCCUGUUUCACUGGAAAGAGCCAUGCUUGCAGAAAUUCAGUUGAAAAUGAAUGGACCUUCUUUAAGAAGCCAGACAGCAAUAAAUAAGAAUGACAGCAAUGAUACUGAUAAAGUAGCCUUUUUUCACUUUCAUUGUGCUAGUGAAAGGAAUAUAUCAAAGGCUUUGUGCAAUUUACACAACAGCUUCAUUUUGGAUGACUGCUUGCAGCCAGUAAGUGUUGGCGGUCGUAACACCACUGGUUCCACGGCCUGCACUUGCACGUUAGUGGAGUUGACAAACAACUGUGAGGAUGAAAAUGGGCAGCAGUUGUAUGACGACGCUUUAAGGGAUAAGUACUUCUGUCUGGAAAGAGCACCACGAAAGGUUAAAGUGGCAUGCUCAGGUCACAACUUCUGUGGAAAUAACUUUACUGGAAGAAUGCCUUCAAAGCCCUUUCUGAGCCAUUUUGAAGACUGUAAUGAUAACUGUGAAGAAGAGAUGGAGGAGGAUUUUUUUAGAAACAAAAAAGAACGUUCCACAUUAUUAAUAAGACGUUUCUGUAAAAAUGAUAAGGAGGUUAAAAAAUCAGUUUAUACUGGAACGAGAGCAAUUGUUAGGACUUUACCUUCAGGGCACAUAGGAAAUGUUGCUUGGAAUUAUGUUGAGCAAAGGAGAAACAACAGUGGCUUGAAGUGUUCUAGGAUUACGACAGAACAGCUAACUAUAAUUCAGUCCUUAAUAAACUGGGAAUUUAAUUCCUUUCUUGAGACCUCUUUAUGGCAUGAGAUCUUCAAUACAGUGAGAGAAGGAGCAGAAGACAGUUUUGAAUAUUUUCCUCUUAUUCUGAGAAAGCUCCCAGCUUUAGAUACAGACUAUGUAUGCAAAGGUGAUGGUUUUUGUGUAGAACCAUGUGUAGCAGGUGCUUACUCUCGAUAUCGUGCCACUUUACAGAGGACUGCACUCUCUAACUAUAUAACUGGUGCUUUACUAGAAGCAACUACAUCAUUGGGAGCAAGAAGCGGUCUUCUAAGUAUCUUCGGAGGAUCAACUGGAAGAACAAUGCUUAAAGAACGCCAAGCGUGUACAUCUAUGGCCGGUUCCAGUGUCCUUCCCUCCAACGUGGCUGGUAUUAGCAAAGAGCUGGUAGACCUGCAGCACCUCAUUCAGUUCCCGGAGGAGGUUGCCAGCAUUCUGACUGAGCAGGAACAGGACCUCUACCGCAAAGUCUUACCCAUUGACUACCUCUGCUUUUUAACCAGGGAUUUGGGUAAUGCUGAAUGUCAAAGCAAGCUUCCAUGUAUUAAAGCUUCCAUAUCUGCUACUAUCCUUUCUUCCCCAAAUGGUGAACAUAAUGCUGUAGAAGAUCUUGUGACAAGAUUUAAUGAGGUGAGCUCAUGGGUUACCUGGCUGAUCCUGACUGCAGGUUCUAUGGAGGAGAAACGAGAAGUCUUCUCAUAUUUAGUACAUGUGGCAAAAUGCUGCUGGAAUAUGGGCAACUACAAUGCUGUAAUGGAGUUUUUGGCAGGGCUAAGAUCCAGAAAAGUUUUAAAAAUGUGGCAAUUUAUGGACCAGUCUGAUAUUGAAACUAUGCGAAGUCUGAAAGAUGCUAUGGCACAACAUGAGUCAUCAUCAGAGUACAAGAAAGUGAUCAACCGGGCACUCAAUAUUCCAGGCUGUAAAGUAGUUCCUUUCUGUGGUGUAUUUUUAAAAGAGCUUUGUGAAAUUUUGGAUGGAGCAUCAAGCCUCAUCAGACUCUGUCCACGGUACAAUUCCCAGGAAGAAACAUUAGAGUUUGUUUCAGAUUACAGUGGACAAGAUAAUUUCUUGCAACGAGUAGGCCAAGAUGGUUUAAAUAAUCCAGAAAAAGAAUCAACAGCAAACAAUAUAUUCCAAACUAUUCGGAGCUGUAAUCGCAGUUUGGAAUCUGAAGAGGGUGAAGAUAAUUUUAGUGAAGGAAGUGAUUCAAGAAAAAACUCUUUGAAGGACAGAAACCGGUACCAUGCAGCACGUGUAAAGAAAGCUUCUGAUUCAAACCAAGUUCUAUUUAUAAUUGGAGAUCUUUCAGAUUCUGAAAGUGAUAUAUUUGAGCAGUUGAAGGAGUGGGACACAACCUCAACAGAAGAACAACAAAAGGCUUUCUGCCAUGGCAUAGAACUCAUUCCCUGGUACGUGUUAUCUAUCAGAGCUGAUGUCCACCAGUUCAUGCUGCAAGGGGUGACUGUCAUUCAUUAUGACCAGGAGACGCAUCUUUCAGCACGUUGCUUUCUUCAGCUUCAGCCUGACAAUAGUACUUUGACUUGGACAAAACCCACAACAGUUUGCCCUGCAAAUGCUAAGGCGAAACUGAGUGUACUGGGUAAUACUGCUGAGCUUGGUAAAUACCAGUUUCUUGGCAAUACUGGACUAAAUGGACUUGUGGAAGGUUUUCUGGAUUUGUUUUCAGCCAAGGCUGUGUACAUGGGACACUCUGGCAUUGAUAUGCACACUGUGUGUGUUCAGAAUAAACUUUGUAAUAUGUCCCUUGAAGAAAAUGGUAUAACACUACUUUAUGGACUUCAGACUACUGAUAAUAAAUUGCUGCACUUUGUUGCUCCAAAAUAUACUGCCAGAAUGCUAUAUGAUGGAUUGCUGGAAUUGACUAAAGCUGUAAGAAAAAUGAGAAGAUUCCCUGAUCAAAGACUACAGUGGCUACGGAAACAGUAUGUCAGCCUUUACCAGGAGGAUGGAAGGUUUGAAGGCCCAACCUUGGCUCAGGCUGUUGAACUUUUCGGAGGCAGACGAUGGAGUGCAAGAAACACAAGCACAGGAACGCUUACCAAAAGCACUGAGAAACCUAGUGUUCAGAGAAACAACACUCUGGGAAUAAAUGCAGCUAAGAAAAAGAAGAAAGUACUUAUGAGGGGUGAAAGUGGAGAGGCCACUGAUGAUGAAAUGGCCACUCGGAAGGCAAAAAGCUGUAAGGAAUAUCGUAAUAGAAGUGGUUCGGAUCCUCAAGAUAUUGAUGAGCAAGAAGAAUCAGAUCAAAAUAUUAUUAUUAAUGCUUCUCCAUCUAACACCUUGUCGUCAAGAAGAACACACUCUCUGACAACAUCUGGAUCUCCUAAUUUAGGAGCUGUCACAUCCUCACCAGCCAGACCAGUCUCCUCUCCUGUAAUGUCUUCAAGCAAGAGUCAGUCUAGCACAUGGAGCAGCAGUAGCUGGCAUGGCCGUGUUAAAGGAGGAAUGAAGGGGUUUCAGAACUUCAUGGUUUCUGAUAGCAACAUGACUUUUGUGGAAUUUGUGGAGCUCUUCAAAUCUUUCAGUGUCCGUAGCCGCAAGGAUCUGAAAGACCUUUUCGAUGUCUAUGCGGUGCCUUGCAAUCGAUCUGGUUUAGAGCCUACUCCACUUUAUACUCAUUUGAAGAUUGAUGAAAAUAACAUUGGGUUCCAACCUGAUUUAGACUUGUUGACUAGGAAUGUUUCAGACCUUGGUUUGUUCAUUAAGAGUAGGCAGCAGCUGUCAGAUAACCAGAGGCAAAUAUCUGAUGCUAUUGCUGCUGCCAGUAUCGUAACUAAUGGUACUGGAGUUGAAAGCACAUCACUGGGGAUAUUCGGUGUGGGCAUCCAGCAACUAAAUGACUUCCUAGUGAAUUGCCAAGGAGAACACUGCACCUAUGAUGAAAUCCUCAGUAUUAUCCAGAAAUUUGAACCUAGUGUGAAUAUGUGCCAGCAGGGGCUGCUAUCUUUUGAAGGAUUUGCCAGGUUUUUGAUGGAUAAAGACAACUUUGCCUCCAAAAAUGAUGAGUCACAAGAGAAUGCUGAGGACUUGCAGUUUCCACUGUCAUAUUACUACAUUGAAUCUUCACACAAUACUUACCUUACUGGCCAUCAGCUUAAAGGGGAAUCCUCAGUGGAGCUCUACAGCCAGGUUCUCUUACAAGGCUGUAGAAGUGUAGAAUUAGACUGCUGGGAUGGUGACGAUGGGAUGCCUAUCAUUUAUCAUGGGCACACUCUUACUACUAAGAUCUCUUUUAAGGAAGUAGUUGAAGCUAUUGAUCGCAACGCAUUUAUCACCUCUGACAUGCCAAUUAUCAUAUCCAUAGAAAACCACUGUUCAUUACCUCAGCAGCGCAAGAUGGCUGAAAUUUUCAAGAAUGUAUUUGGAGAUAAGCUGGUAACAAAGUUUUUAUUUGAGAGUGACUUUUCUGAUGACCCCAUGCUUCCUUCACCUGGCCAACUGAAAAGAAAAAUCCUGCUUAAAAACAAGAAGCUCAAAGCCCAUCAAACACCAGUGGAUAUAUUGAAACAAAAGGCUCACCAGCUGGCGCAUAUGCAAGCACAGGCUAGCAAUGGUGCUAGCAACCCUACAACUACGAAUGAAGAGGAAGAAGAUGAAGAGGAUGAAUAUGACUAUGACUAUGAAUCUCUUUCUGAUGCUGAUGUCCUUAAUGCUUCUCCUGCUCCUAACAGCCAGGAAGAUAACAUUCUUGAAGACCGACCUGAGAAUAAAUUAUCAAGUGACAAGCUGCAGUUUGAAUAUAAUGAAGAGACUGCCAAAAGAAUAAAGAAGGCUGAUUGUGCUACUUACAGUAAUAAAGGAAAGGUUUACGAUAUGGAACUGGGUGAAGAAUUCUACCUUCCACAAAAUAAGAAGGAAAGCAGACAGAUAGCCCCAGAGCUAUCAGAUCUCGUCAUUUACUGUCAAGCUGUAAAGUUCCCAGGCUUGUCAACCCUAAACCCAUCUGGCUCUAGCAGAGGAAAAGAAAGAAAAAGCAGGAAGUCCAUUUUUGGCAACAAUCCUGGCAGACUAAGCCCUGGGGAGUCAGCUACUCUUGCCAAAGCAUCUGGAAAAGGUCCUUUUGAUGUGAUGCGGCAGACAUGGGAAGACCCUUGCUCUCCUUACAAUUCUCCAGCUUCUCUCAGUGCUAUCAUAAGGACGCCCAAAUGCUAUCAUAUCUCCUCCCUGAACGAGAACGCUGCCAAGCGGCUGUGCCGGCGGUACUCCCAGAAGCUGAUCCAGCACACCACCUGUCAGCUCCUCAGGACAUACCCUGCUGCCACACGCAUCGACUCCUCCAAUCCCCAUCCACUCAUCUUCUGGCUCCACGGUGUACAGCUCGUGGCUCUUAACUACCAAACAGACGAUCUUCCUCUGCAACUUAAUGCAGCAAUGUUUGAGGCUAAUGGUGGCUGUGGAUAUGUUUUGAAACCUCCUGUUCUGUGGGAUAAAAAUUGCUCAAUGUACCAGCAAUUUUGUCCGUUAGAAAGAGAUCUUGAUAAUAAGGAGCCAGCUAUAUAUUCUUUAACAAUCGUGUCUGGACAGAACGUGUGCCCUAGCAAUAGCACAGGAAGUCCGUGCAUCGAAAUCGAUGUGCUCGGGAUGCCUCUGGAUAGCUGCCAUUUCCGGACCAAACCCAUUCAUCGCAACACUCUGAACCCAAUGUGGAACGAACAGUUUCUUUUCCGGGUUCACUUUGAAGAUUUGGUCUUUCUUCGAUUUGCAGUUGUCGAAAACAACAGCUCAGCUGUAACGGCUCAAAGAAUCAUUCCACUGAAAGCUCUAAAAAGAGGCUAUAGACAUGUCCAGCUCCAUAACCUGCACAACGAGGCAUUAGAAAUUUCUAGCUUAUUCAUAAACAGUCGGAGGAUGGAAGAAAGUCCUUCUGGAAACACUGCAUCUAUGUUGUUUAGCUCAGGUGAAAGGAAAGCCUCUGUGCCUUACAAAGUGACAAUUCAUGGAAUUCCAGGCCCGGAGCCUUUCACUGUUUUUAACAUAAGUGGGGGGACCACAGCUGCACAGCUUCUUCAGCAGCUCUUGGCUACCACAAAAGGCACCGAAUCAUGUGCUGCAGACUAUUUUCUGAUGGAAGAGAAAAGUUUUAUAUCUAAAGAAAAGAGUGAAUGCAGAAAACCUCCGUUCCAGAGAGUAAUUGGUUCUGAAGAAGGGCUAGUGCAGCUUUUGAACAGCUGGUUCCCAGAAGAAGGAUACGUUGGAAGAAUUAUCUUUAAAACCCGAGAGGAAAAUUUAAAUGAGAGAAAUGUCUUUCAAGAAGCAAAGGAAGAUGUAGCCAUCACCUCUGAGGAUGACAGUUUCUUUGUUCAGGUACACGAUGUCUCCCCAGAGCAACCACGCACCGUCAUCAAAGCUCCCCGCUUUAGCACAGCUCAGGAUGUCAUACAGCAGACUCUUUGUAAAGCAAAAUACUCCUACAGCAUUCUGAGCAAUCCAAAUCCAAGCGAUUAUGUCCUCUUGGAAGAGGUGACAAAAGAGCCAGCAAACAAAAAGUCCUCAACAUCUAAACCAUCUCAGAGAAUUCUCUCUGACCAAGAGUGUGUGUUUCAGGCCCAAAGCAAGUGGAAGGGAGCAGGAAAAUUUAUCCUUAAACUCAAAGAACAGGUUCAGGCAGCACGAGAUGACAAAAGAAAAGGCAUUUCCUUUACCAGUGAACUCAAGAAGUUAACCAAGUCAAGUAAGCAGUAUCGGGGAUUUAUAUCACCACCUCUGCAAGUGUUGCCAGACAGUCCACAGAAUAAAGACGAACGGUCUGCAUGCAGUUUGACUUUUAGCGACGUUAUGGAAUAGUAACCUCCAGUGCCUACAGCAUGGUCUGUUCAGGUGACUAAGGCGACCCUAAGUCAUCACAACAAACUGAAUUCAAGAAAAGCAAAGUAAAUUAUGGAUAAAUCCCAAUCACAUUCCCUCUUCUUCAGCAUUUGUUCUUUCAUUUUUCUGAAAACUGGAAUUUACAACACUGAAUCCUUCUGCAGUGCCCUUGACGAAAUCUGCUGUGGUCUGAACAGGUCAGCAAUUGUUUGGCCUGUGCUUUAGAUGCUUAAUCCUGGCAGUGCUGCUGGAUUAACAUCCAGAAUUUGGGAAUGCUAAAUGGGAUGCUAGAUUGGAAAGCUGCCUGUCAGCUAUGGGAAGAUUCCCCUCUUCCCCUGUAUCUUCACAUCUGCAGAUUCUUGAUAGGCAGAUGGAGAAUUUUUCUUGGACUAUAUGUUGUAAACAAACAUGUCAUUACCCUCUCUCCCCACUUUUAAACGAAAUAUUAUUUUAGCUAGUUGCCUUCAGGGAAAAUGAAGGCAGAGAACCAGAGUGCUCUCUUGUGUGUAUUAUAUUAAAAUAAUGCACUUUUACAUAAAGAUUCCUGUUAAACACUGUGUUUAGUGAUUGUAAAGAGAUUUAAAUAUGCUGUAACUUCCUUGGCUUAUCAGUUUAACUUUGGUGAAUAUACACAAAAUGCUCAAGUUAUUUAUGGUUUAUCUACUUUAACAACGUAAUGUACAAUAGCUAAAUACACCUAACUGAUAGUGAUACUUUGACAAGGAACAACGUUUUCUUCUUAUAAAUUCUAGUUUUCCAGGCCUGUGUUUAAAGAAAGAAUAUUUAUUAUCAUGUUCCAAAGUAUGUGUCAUUGUGUAAUAUAUUUAUCAUAUACUACCUUUUUAGAAACUGCAGAAUUUCACCCCUCUCUGUCUUUAGAGGAAAAAAAUGUUUGAACUUUCAUGCUUGUUUCUUUUCAGCACAAGAAUUUUAAUACCCAAAACUGACCAAAUUCAAACAAUAUACUGAAAAAUGUAAUUAACACUUCAAAAUUAUGAAUUCAAAAUACACUUUUCCAUACAG